UCGGCAUGGGGUUGACUGAUGUGUCGUUAUUUCAAAAGACGUCGUCGUUUUCAUGACACUCAUCACCAUUUUCACAAGCAAAAGCUCAACAACUUUCAACUCACUACACUGUCCGUUUCCGUUUCUGUCACAAUCUCUCACUUUUCUGAAGAAACGCCAAGAAGGGGAAACCGGAGAUGUUGCUGUUGAAUGCCCUAACUCUGGCGAGAACGAUGUUUUCUGUAAACGACAUCGUUUUUGAAGCCGACGACAUUGAAUUCGGCACCGUUUGGUGGUUUGUUUUCGCCGGUGUUUCUUGCUUUCUUGUUCUGUUUGCUGGUAUUAUGUCUGGUCUUACUUUGGGAUUAAUGUCUCUUGGCCUUGUUGAGCUUGAAAUUUUACAAAGAAGUGGCACUUCUACCGAGAAAAAACAAGCUGCUGUUAUUUUACCGGUGGUUCAAAAGCAACACCAGCUUCUUGUGACUUUGCUUUUAUGUAAUGCUUGUGCAAUGGAGGCACUUCCUAUAUAUCUUGAUAAAAUUUUCCAUCCGUUUGUUGCUGUGCUUUUGUCGGUUACUUUUGUUCUUGCGUUUGGGGAGAUCAUUCCGCAAUCUAUAUGUUCGAGAUAUGGACUUGCUGUUGGUGCAAAUUUUGUGUGGCUAGUGCGGAUCUUGAUGGUCAUUUGCUAUCCCAUUGCUUAUCCGAUUGGCAAGGUUUUGGAUGUUUCACUAGGACACAGUGAUGCUCUGUUUAGACGAGCUCAGCUUAAAGCACUUGUCUCCAUCCACGGACAAGAGGCUGGCAAGGGUGGCGAACUCACUCACGAUGAAACGACAAUUAUCAGCGGAGCUUUAGAUUUAACUCUGAAGACUGCAGAGGAGGCUAUGACACCAAUUGAAUCAACAUUUUCUUUAGACGUCAAUUCAAAAUUGGACUGGGAAGCGAUUGGUAAAAUUCUUGCGCGUGGCCAUAGUCGUGUCCCUGUCUAUUCAGGAAGUGCAAAGAACAUUAUUGGGCUCCUUCUGGUGAAAAGUAUGCUGACAGUACGGGCAGAAACCGAGACUCCAGUUAGUGCAGUUUCCAUCCGGAGAAUUCCUAGGGUUCCAUCAGAUAUGCCCUUGUAUGAUAUUCUUAAUGAGUUUCAGAAGGGAAGCAGUCAUAUGGCAGCUGUAGUCAAGGUUCAUGCAAAGAGCAAGAAUUCUCAGCCUACCAGUGAUGGAGAGAAAUUGUACGAAAAAAAUUUUGCCAAUGGGGAAUCUGAAUUGCAUGCACCUCUUCUCAUCAAGCAUGAUGAUAAAUCAGAGUCUGUUAUAAUUGACUUUGAGAAAGCUGCAAGGCCUCCAGCAAUCAAGCAAAAAAAAACACAUGAGCAAAAUGGUGCAGCAACAACCAUGUCUCAUCUAUUCGAGGAUGUCGAAGAUGGUGAAGUCAUUGGCAUUAUCACACUUGAGGAUGUUUUCGAAGAACUUCUACAAGAGGAAAUUGUGGAUGAGACAGAUGUGUACAUUGAUGUUCAUAAAAGAAUACGUGUGGCUGCUGCAGCAGCUGCUUCUUCUGUGGCACGAGCCCCAUCCAAUCGAAGGCUGCCUACCCAAAAGCCUGCAGGAGUUCAAGGUAAGCAGAGUCCAACCCUAAAGAAAUCUGGAGGGUGAUUUGCUUAUGGUAUCAAACAAGUGAUCUACACAAAGAUAUCUUCCAAGCAAAUAAGAGGUGACAUGAGAAUUCCUGUUAGGCAGUUAAAUUGUAGAUUUUAAAAUUUUGUUUCUAUGCCAUUGUCAGCUUUUCUGUUCAAUGUGAAAUACCACUUGUAUUUUCGAAACACACGGUUAGGUAGAUAACAAUGAAAUAUCAGGCCAUAGUUUUUUUUUUCUUCUCUCAAUUCUGUAUAUGAAAAUUUCCGUAACGAACUAUAGAAAUUAGAAAAUUUAAUUUACAUUGUUCCUCA
This is a messenger RNA of Mercurialis annua (annual mercury), 1924 nucleotides long. RefSeq names its product putative DUF21 domain-containing protein At1g03270. The transcript has 13 exons. The record is from RefSeq and is a predicted model, not a curated record. Lineage: Eukaryota; Viridiplantae; Streptophyta; Magnoliopsida; Malpighiales; Euphorbiaceae. Gene Ontology annotation, biological process: magnesium ion homeostasis. The coding region runs from base 177 to 1631 and encodes 484 amino acids. Gene Ontology annotation, cellular component: intracellular membrane-bounded organelle.